Molecule: messenger RNA, 774 nt
Organism: Ficedula albicollis (Collared flycatcher)
Lineage: Eukaryota; Metazoa; Chordata; Aves; Passeriformes; Muscicapidae
Gene: KNSTRN
Product: kinetochore-localized astrin/SPAG5 binding protein
Exons: 9
Coding region: 25-759 (244 amino acids)
Biological process (GO): regulation of attachment of spindle microtubules to kinetochore; mitotic sister chromatid segregation; spindle organization
Cellular component (GO): microtubule plus-end; kinetochore; mitotic spindle
Source: RefSeq, a predicted model, not a curated record
ACCCGUGAGGGGAGCGCGGCCGCCAUGGAGGGACGGCUCUCCCGCAUCCCCGUGCCCGGCCGGCUCCACCCCCCCGAGCCGUCCGCAGAAUUGCCAACUGCCUUUCCUUCAAAGAAAAAAUGUGUCAGCAAAACAUCAGAGCCAGAGUUCAGUGGGGUUCCCAGUAUUAACUUUGCCUCAAACGUUCCAGUGGACGGUGUCUUCAAGGCUGCAAACCAAGGGUUGCGUAAGUCUGUCAAGAGAGUGGAACCGGUUUCAAAUAAGACAGUGGCAAGACGCCCUCUCAGCAGAUUCCAACUAGAAGCAGAGCUGAAAAACAAGAAUGAGUUGGUGGAAACACUCAAACAACAACUAGCAAGAGGAGAGGGCACUAAGUUAAGGGCGUUAAAGAAGGAGAACGAGAGGCUGGUCAAUGAAGUUGAGAAGCUCAAGAAAAUUCAGGAGACUUGCAUGACAAUUUUAGAAAGCAGAAACAUCAGUCCUGAUAGCAACAUCGAGGAGGAAAAAGAGACACGUGCUUGCCGGGAAAAAACAACAAUGCUGACUAAGAAGGUUACAGAAGAGUUGACUCUGUUUUGUCACACAGUUGCAGAAGAGAAGGAGAUGCUUGAGGCAGCGAUGGCCAAGUGGAAAUCAGCACAAGAGAAGAACCAGCGCGCCCUGGAGAAGCACUCCUGCUUCCAAGCUCAAAUUAAGGAAUGGACAGCCAUGCUUGAAGGGCUGGGGAAGCUCCUGGCAAUGGAAUUUGCAGCUUUCUAGGUUUCAGUCUCCUCU